CGCCCGCAGGGACCGAGUGCACGGCCUGGACGGGCAGCGCACUAUCUCCGCCGGCCGAUAGGGCCAGGCGGAUCGGCGACACCCACAACUUCGGCAAGUUGCCGCUGCCCUAGAGCGGCGCGGGGAACGCCAGCGCAGCCCCCUGGCGCGAGUAACGAGCCGGUCUGUGGGCACCGAUCCGGGUUCCUCAAACCUGAUGGAUCAAAGUGGGAAGAACCCAAAGCGUGGCCAGGAGGAAGAUUGGCAGUUUAUAGGGUCAACCGGCUGCGGGCGGCUCUGAUGGAUGGGCGGUGCACCCACUCCGCUAGCCCAGCGCCAGAGCCCGCCCUCUGGGAAAGCCAAUGCCGGGGCAGGAAGGCGGAUCUCGCCGAGCUCGCUUGGCCCGGUUCCUCCUCCCCUUCGCCAGCAGCUGCGCUUCGCCUGGGACUGGACCGAGUUAGAGUUGAGGCGCUGGAGGAGUAGCGCAGAGUGCGUGCGUCCCCGGCGGGGGGGGUCUGUGCCCGCAGGCGGUGGGGAGCCGGGCUCCAGCCCAGUUUGGUGCAGCCUUGGCAGAGACCAACAAGGAGAGGGAGCUCCAUUAACACACUACUUUUGUGAAAGGCAGCAAAUUGGCGCGAGAGCAGUUUCCCCACAGGAAAUAAAAGCACUUGGAGCAACUUAUUAAGGUAAACAGAUUGCAGUGGAUUUCUGGAUGGCAGAUCUGGAAUGGACACAAGUCCUCUGGGAGGAUUAGACCUGUCUGAAUAUACUCCUAGUCUGCUAGGGAAUACCACCAUGGCAGCAGGUCUUGCAAAUGUAGGAAAUACAUUUGGAGGGCCACAGAGUUCUUUAGUUUCUAGACCUAAUAAAUUCCAAAACUCGCCUAUAGAAGAUGAUGAUGAUGUAGUUUUUAUUGAACCUAUACAACCUCCGCAAAAUUCUACGUCACUGGUGGCAGAUCAAAGGAGCACUGCAUUUACAUCAUCCAAAAAUGAAGAACUUCAAGGGAAUGAUUGCAAAAUGCUUUCUCCUCCAAAAGACUUAAAUUCUCAGAAGGGGAGUAUAAGUGAAACUAUUAUUAUAGACGAUGAAGAAGACAUUGAAACAAAUCAAGGACAAGAGAAGAAUGCUUCCAGUUUUAAUGAACGAAGACUUCCAGAGUGUAAAAAUAGAACCAACGAAAUGGAAUUCUCAGCUUCCAGUUUUUCAAGAAGUAAGGUAAAUUCAGGAAUAGAUAAUAGUGGUAUAACCACAGAACCAGACUCUGAAAUUCAGAUUGCUAAUGUUACUACGUUAGAAACAGGUGCUUUGAGGUCUGUCAGUGACGGUCAUUUAGAAAAUACUGAAGGGCAUGACAUGAACUUAAUGAUUACACAUGUAACGUCACUGCAGAAUGCCAGCUUGGGAGAUGUAUCUAACGGACUGCAGUCAAGUAAUUUUGGUGUUAAUUUGCAAACAUACACCCCAUCUUUGACUUCACAGACCAAGACUGGUGUAGGACCUUUCAAUCCUGGUAGAAUGAAUGUGGCUGGAGAUGUAUUUCAAAAUGGAGAAUCUGUGACUCAUCAUAAUCCUGAUUCUUGGAUAUCUCAGUCAGCUUCCUUCCCUAGGAAUCAGAAGCAACCAGGUGUGGAUUCCUUGUCACCUGUAGCAUCACUUCCUAAGCAAAUUUUCCAGCCUUCUGCCCAGCAACAGCCUUCUAAGCAGGUUAAAGUCACAUGUGCGAACUGUAAAAAGCCUUUACAAAAGGGACAGACUGCAUAUCAGCGGAAAGGAUCGGCUCACCUUUUUUGUUCUACUACCUGCCUCUCAUCAUUUUCACAUAAACCCACUCCAAAGAAACUUUGUGUUAUGUGCAGAAAAGAUAUAACAACAAUGAAAGGUACCAUAGUUGCUCAAGUAGAUUCAAGUGAGUCUUUUCAGGAGUUUUGCAGUACAUCAUGUUUAUCCUUCUAUGAAGAUAAACAGAAUCCCUCAAAAGGAGCUUUGAAUAAAUCAAGAUGCACUAUCUGUGGUAAACUAACUGAGAUUCGUCAUGAAGUUAGCUUUAAAAAUAUGACUCAUAAGCUGUGCAGUGACCAUUGCUUCAAUAGAUACAGGAUGGCAAAUGGUUUAAUAAUGAAUUGCUGUGAGCACUGUGGGGAGUAUUUGCCCAGUAAAGGAGCUGGAAACAAUGUUCUUACUAUUGAUGGUCAGCAAAAAAGAUUCUGCUGUCAGAACUGCGUUGGUGAAUACAAGCAGAAAUGUGGCAAAUUAACAUCUUGUACUGGCUGCAGAGCUCAGUGCAGGUUUUUUGACAUGACUCAGUGCAUAGGACCUAAUGGAUAUAUGGAGCCAUACUGCUCAACUGUAUGCAUGAACACACACAAAUCAAAAUAUGCAAAAUCACAAAGUAUGGAAAUUAUUUGCCACUUUUGUAAACGAAACUCUUUACCUCAAUAUCAAGCCACAAUGCCUGAUGGAAAACUGUACAACUUUUGCAGUUCCAGUUGUGUAGCUAAAUUUCAGACUCUCAGUGUGCAGUCUUCAACAAAUGGUCAGUUUGUCUCUCCCGGUGAUAUUCAGUUGAAAUGUAAUUAUUGCAAAAGUUCUUUUUGUUCAAAACCAGAAGUACUGGAAUGGGAGAACAAAGUGUAUCAGUUCUGCAGCAGAGCAUGUUCUGAUGAUUAUAAGAAACUGCACUGCAUAGUUACAUACUGUGAAUACUGCCAAGAAGAGAAAACGCUGCAUGAGACGGUGAAUUUCUCUGGUAUCAAAAGACCCUUUUGUAGUGAAGGCUGCAAGCUGCUAUAUAAACAAGACUUUGCAAGACGGUUAGGACUGAGAUGUGUUUCUUGUAAUUACUGCUCACAGCUGUGCAAAAAGGGAGCAACUAAGGAACUUGAUGGUGUAGUGAGAGAUUUCUGCAGUGAAGAGUGCUGUAAAAAAUUUCAGGACUGGUACUACAAGGCUGUACGGUGUGACUGUUGUAAGUCUCAAGGAACUCUCAAAGAGAAGGUGCAGUGGCGCGGCGAAAUGAAGCACUUCUGCGAUCAGCACUGUUUGCUCCGAUUCUACUGCCAACAAAAUGAACCAAAUCUGGCAACCCAAAAAGGACCUGAGAACUUACACUAUGAUCAGGGCUGUCAAACCCCCCGGACAAAAAUAACGGGCUCAGCACCACCACCUUCUCCUACACCUAACAGAGAAAUGAAGAACAAGGCAGUUCUUUGCAAGCCUUUGACAAUGACGAAAGCCACGUACUGUAAACCUCAUAUGCAGACAAAAUCUUGUCAGACAGAAGAUGAUUGGAAAAAAGAGUAUGUCCCAGUGCCUAUUCCUGUACCCGUCUAUGUUCCGGUGCCUAUGAAUAUGUAUAGUCAAAAUGUUCCUGUUCCUACAGCAGUUCCUGUUCCUGUGCCAGUUCCAGUUUUUUUACCCACUACUCCGGGUAGCAGUGAGAAAAUCCAUGGAACAAUAGAAGAGCUGAGGGGAAAAGUACCCUCAGAUCCUCUGGAAACUGAUCUACUGAACUUGUCAGGGAUGGUGCCUGAACAUGCUGGAAAAGCGGAAGCUUCUGAUGUGACCAGUGAGUUUCCUUCAAGUGUGAUAGCUGAAUCAAGUCUACUAAACUCAGAAACAGAGUCACGGAUAAGCUUGCCUGAUAUUCCAUAUGAGCCAGACCUUGAUAUUGAAAUAGACUUUCCAAGAGCAACUGAGGAGCUUGAUACAGAAAAUGAGUUUUUAUUACCUCCUGUUUUUGGUGAAGAAUAUGAGGAACAGCCAAGGCCUCGGUCCAAAAAGAAGGGAGUCAAGAGGAAAGCGGUGUCUGAGUACCAGUCGCACGAUGACAGCUCUGAGAACUCUGAGUGUAGUUUUCCAUUCAAAUAUGCGUACGGUGUGAAUGCAUGGAAGCACUGGGUAAAGUCUCGAUAUUUAGAUGAAGAGCUUCCAGAACUAGAGGAACUGAAAUCAAUAAAGUCUGUGAAAUUAAAGGAAGAUCUAUUAUCACAUACUUCAGCUGAGUUAAACUAUGGGUUGACACAUUUUGUCAAUGAAAUUCGAAGGCCAAAUGGAGAGAACUAUGCACCUGACAGCAUCUAUUAUCUGUGUCUUGGGAUUCAGGAGUAUUUAUAUGGAAGCAAUCGAAAAGACAACAUAUUUAUUGAUCCAAUCUACCAGACGUUUGUCCAGGAAUUAAAUAAAAUCCUUAGAAGUUGGCAACCAAGCAUACUUCCAGAUGGAUCAAUAUUCUCUCGAGUUGAAGAAGAUUACCUUUGGAGGAUUAAACAGCUAGGAUCACAUUCACCUGUUGCUCUUCUGAAUACUCUGUUCUACUUUAACACUAAAUAUUUUGGCCUGAAAACUGUGGAGCAGCACUUAAGGCUUUCUUUUGGCACUGUUUUUAGACAGUGGAAAAAAAAUCCGCUAACAAUGGAAAGCAAAGCUUGUCUUCGAUAUCAAGUGUCUUCCCUGUGCAGAGCUGAUAGUGAAGAUAAAAUUACUACUGGGAAAAGGAAACAUGAAGAUGAUGUACCAGUAUUUGAACAAAUUGAAAACACGUCUGAUCCAGCUAGAUGCCCUGUGAAAAUGUUUGAGUGCUAUCUGUCUAAAAGCCCACAGAAUCUGAAUCAGAGGACAGACAUGUUCUAUCUGCAACCAGAGUGCUCUGUCUCCGCAGAGAGUCCCAUCUGGUACACUGCCACUUCACUGGACCGCAACACUUUGGAAAAUAUGCUCGUACGGGUUCUUUUAGUAAAAGAUAUUUAUGAUAAAGACAAUUAUGAACUGGAUGAAGACAUAGAUUAAAACAAACUUCCAAAAAACUGUCAAGCAAACAAACAGCAUUAGAUAUAGUCAUGCUGCUAGACCUUUACUAUGGAAAACAUUUCAAGUUUACCCUUUGUUUUAUGAGUUUUGUAGCAGUGUGUACCCUAACGUGGGUAUUACCAUGUAAAUAGUCUGUGAGUGAAAGUUUCCAUUAUUCUGUGUAGUGGUUUUAGGAUACAUAACAAACACAUUUCAGAUUUUCUUUUUUUAUUAUUUAUUUGAUUAGAUAUGUUUGUAACUUUUUACAUUGCAAAAUAUGAAUGAGAAUGUGCCAUGUGUAUUUUUUUUCCCCCCUUGUAGUACAAGACAUCCAUGUUGCACAACUCUGCUGUUGGAAGCUCUCACGAAAGGAGGCUCUUUUAAUAGCUUCUUAAACUGGAUGGUUGUGUAUGGGUAGCACUACUAAAGUUUAGAACUUGCUGUGUCUUUCAGAAUUUUUAAAUGAAUUGUAAACUAAUAGGUUUUUUACUUUUUAGUUACUGAAGCCUUAUGAGGUUAUGUAGAGAGAUUCCAUCUUAUGUACCAAAAACAGACAAAAGAGAAUGCUGUCAAUAUUGGUGUACUGUAAUGUGAAUCUAUUCUGGUGAAAACAUUUUUUGUUGCCCUUAUUAAAACCCUAGUGUCCUUUCGUUAUUUGUGACUCUCUCUCAAUUGCCCCUGCAAAUAAAAAAUAUAUAUACAAAUAAAUGAAUAUAAGCUUAGAGCAUGGGGUCAUCAAGACAUGUAUUUUGUAAAAAAGAAAACUAAAACCAAAAACCCCUCAAAAAAAAAAAAAAGGAACAAAAGAAAAAGAAAAAAAAUCUGAUGACAAUGCUGUAUAAUCCUUUUUCAUCUUUACUUUUCCAAUCAUAGUUGCCAGUACCUCAUAUUAAUGUAAAUUUGUCCUUUGUAGCCUUAGAACAAGGGGUUCUCUGCUGUAUUACAUGAAGUAAUACGGUACGCUAAAUUUUUAACCUUUGUUUAUCCUUGCAUUGCUGUAUUUAAAUACAGGCAAUACUUGACUAUGGGUGGGAAAAUUCUUAACUGAUGCCUCCAUUCAAAAGCCAUAUGAGAUGUGAAGUUACAGAAAGUCGAAAGACAAUUUUUCUUGAAGAAAAGUCCUUUUGUUUGUUUAUAUCCUCUUGUUGUACUUACUUUGCAUAAGUAGUCUUAUUUCCAGAUACACAUUUAACUGCUCAAGUUUUGUUAUUUGCUCUUAUUUAACUGAUGCGAACAAUAUGGUGGUUCAAGCAAUGGGUUUGCUAUUGUACUGAAAAAAAUGUAGUAGAAUAUUCUACUAUAAAGUAGUCAUAAGUUUAAGUCUCUCCUAAAUGGCAUUAGCCAUCUACUAAAGGAGAAAGUUUCUAUGUAUAUAUAUUACCGCCCAAGCAUUAAUUUCUUGCAGAGGCUGCAUGGCUUUUUCAUCUUCCUUAGCUUAGAGGAUUACACAUAAGGACGCAUCUUUCUAUACAGAGAAAUAAAGCUUCAGUUGCUUUGUUUUGUUAA
Molecule: messenger RNA, 6273 nt
Organism: Pipra filicauda (Wire-tailed manakin)
Lineage: Eukaryota; Metazoa; Chordata; Aves; Passeriformes; Pipridae
Gene: ZMYM2
Product: zinc finger MYM-type containing 2
Exons: 25
Coding region: 706-4767 (1353 amino acids)
Molecular function (GO): zinc ion binding
Source: RefSeq, a predicted model, not a curated record